Messenger RNA from Rhopalosiphum padi (bird cherry-oat aphid), 2056 nucleotides. RefSeq names its product zinc finger CCHC domain-containing protein 10-like. The transcript has 3 exons. The coding region runs from base 308 to 706 and encodes 132 amino acids. Lineage: Eukaryota; Metazoa; Arthropoda; Insecta; Hemiptera; Aphididae. The record is from RefSeq and is a predicted model, not a curated record.
CGCACUGUUGUGGAUCGGGAACGUCCAAUAAAAGCCAAAGGCCGUUUUAUUAUUAUAUAUUAUAUAAGAUAGACGACCGCAUGUCGUCGGCGGCGCCUCAUCGUCGUUAUCGUUGUCACUAUACAUUACCAUAAGACAGUAUCAGCAUUAUUAUAAUAAUAUUAUACCUUUAUUAUAUAAGUAAUAAAUUGUAUUAUGUCGUAAAAUAUCGUAAUGUAUUCGUGUGAAAAUAACAAACUAUAAAUAACUCUAAUUAUAAUCAUAAUAAUAUAUUACAAUAUUAUUGUAUCGCGUGUGUGACCGCACCAUGGACCAAGACGAACCGUGUCUGGCGCCACAACUGUGCAUCCGUUGCCGGUCGUACGACCUCAGCCGACAUGUCGCGGUCGUGUCCAACGCGGACCCGUGCACGUGCACAGACGACGAGACGUGUCCGCACAAUAAGAAGACCACCGCGCUGCAGCUGCUAAUCCUCAAAAAAAAAAAGAUAAGUUUGCAGCAUCAGCAAGCAUCGUCGACAAUGAACGAAGCAGACAAGACGAUUGGCCGUGGUUUGGAAUCGGACGAAGAUGAUGACGACGACUGCUCCUCUUCUUCGUCGAGUAGCACUACGUCCUGCUCAUCCUGCAGCAGUGGUGAUACUACUACGUCAGAAUCUGAAGAAAACGAUUCGAUUACCUACACUUUUGCGGACUCGUCGCAAUAAUACGAUUUUUUUGUAACACUUUGCUUCUCUUUUUGCUGUUGUGACUACCCCUGCUUCUAUUGCUGCUGCUACUGUUGUCGCUACUGUUGCCGCUGCUACUGCUACUGCUACUGCUACUACUACUGCUGCUGCUGCUGCUGCUACUAUUACUGCUACUAUUGCUACUGUCACUAUCGGUGUCGCUGUCAUCGCUGCUGCUACCGCUGCUGGAAGAACCGUCACUAUCGCUAUCCGAGUCCCAUUUUGCACUUUUCUUUUUCCGUUUCGCAUCUUUUAGUUUUUUCUUCGAUUUCUCUUCUUUUGUGGACCUACAAAAAUAUCGUUAUUGGGUUAGACAAUAUACACAUAUACCGCUGUUGUGUAGUAGCCAGGAGGAUUGUGAUAGAUGCGGCCCUCUCCGAAAUGUUAAGAAAACUUAAAAAUGCUUAAAAUGUUCUGUAAAUGUAUAUUAUAUUUAAAUAUACUAGAUAAUGUACGACGCGAUCAUAAUAUUGAAACUAUAAUUUGCAUAAAAAUGUCUGCAGUAAGUCUAAAAUAUUAUAUAUUAGGUACCUAUCCAUAACGACAUCAGUAUACCAAACUUAUAAGAGAUCCUGGGUUAAGCCUAUCCUUUACGAGUUAUCGGUUCUUUUUUUCUAACGCCAUAUCCUGGCUAAACCACAUGUAUAUACUACACUAUAUAUUGAUUCCUAGUUUCAUUUGGAAAUUUGAUCGAAAAAUCAAAAAACAUUGAAUACGAACUGUAGUGUCACUAAUAAAAUAUUCAUAAAUCACUAUAUUGAAUACUGUAUACAUAAUAUAAUUGAAUGUAUAAAAAUUUUUUUUUAUCACAUACUUGGAUAAGAUUUGACUGGCAGGCCUGUCUUUGUUCAAAUUCCUUUUGAGCAACGUCGUACGAGUUGGGCGGUCCGCAAAUUUUCUCUUUCCCUUGCAUUCGUAAGUCCAAUGACCAAAUUCCAGGCACUUUUGGCAGCGGAUACCUUGUGGAGGUACAUAGCUUCUACAUACACGUAAAAAUGAGUUUUAUUAAUAUUUGCGUAUUUUGGGUACAAUGAAUUUCACUACAGUAUAGUUGUAGACAGUAUAUUAUAUUUAUUAUAUGCUUACGGUUUUUUUUUUGUUAUAUGAAGUGGCGCCAUUAUCUUGCGCGGAUCUCUUGUUUAAUCGACUACGCGAUAUGAAUCUGCAGACUGUAAACAAGCAAAUUAUAUUAUUAUUAAACAUGUAAUUAUUCGAACAUGCGUACAUGACUUAUAUAAUAAACAUCAUAGGCAUUCAUUAAUACUAUAGUCAAAAUAAUUAUAUAUUUUGGAAACUUUUAACAUUACAUAGAACGUAAAUCUUCAUAAA